Messenger RNA from Penicillium angulare, 1356 nucleotides. RefSeq names its product Phosphoesterase. Bases 1 to 1356 code for a protein of 451 amino acids. Gene Ontology annotation, biological process: phospholipid catabolic process. The transcript is spliced from 2 exons. The record is from RefSeq and is a predicted model, not a curated record. Gene Ontology annotation, molecular function: hydrolase activity, acting on ester bonds. Lineage: Eukaryota; Fungi; Ascomycota; Eurotiomycetes; Eurotiales; Aspergillaceae.
AUGCAUCCUAGCACUCUCGUCGGCCUUUUGGCCUUUGCUGCUGCGGCACAGGCCAUCCCCACAAACCCCCGCAAAGCUCACUCGACAUCUUCAAUUUCAAAUCUGAAGUCCAAAAUUAAGAAUGUCGUUGUUCUUUGCAUGGAGAACCGCUCAGUCGAUAACCUCCUCGGUGGACAAACACUCAAAGGUAUUGAGAACCCAAUCAACAAUGGCCCUUACUGCAAUCCCUACAAUGUUACCGAUCUCUCCCAGGGUCAGCAUUGCACCGAGGCAAGAGACUAUGACUCUGUCACCGAUGACCCCAGCCACGCCGUAACUGGUAACACAAUGGAGUUCUACAGUAGCUGGACUCCCGAUAAUGCGCUCAUCGCCUCUGGAAAACUUACAGCAAACAACAAUGGCUUCAUCCACGAGCAAAUCAAUAACUACGGCUCCGAUGCAAACAAGACCGUCCUAGCCAAGCAGGUCAUGAACUACUAUACCGAAGACGAGGUUCCAGUCCUCACCUCCCUGGUCCAGAACUUCCUUACCUUCAACCACUGGCACUCCGACAUUGCAGGCCCCACGGAUCCUAACCGUUUUGCCCUUGUAGCCGGUACAUCAGGCGGCCACGGCGAAAACGACGACACAUUCGGUACAUACGCCUUCACCCAGCGUUCCAUCUUCCAACAACUAUCCGAGACAAACCACACCUGGCUCAACUACUGGGACACAGCCGGUGGCACCGGUCCCGAAGCACAAUGGUUCUCCUGGACAAAAGAGACCUCAAACCAAGACAAAGUGGUCCCCAUCACUCAAUUCUACACAGAUGCAGAAAGCGGCUCUCUGCCCGAAUUCUCCUACCUAAACCCCUCCUGCUGCGGCGUAGGAACAACAUCUAUGCACGACAGCGGUCUAAUCUCAGACGGCGAAGCAUUCAUCAAGAAAGUCUAUGACUCCAUCCGCUCCAGCCCACAGUGGAACGAGACCUUAUUCGUUCUCACAUUCGAUGAAACGGGUGGAUUCCAUGAUCACGUUCGUCCACCCUUGGCUACGAGACCUGAUAAUCUCACUUAUACCGAGACGGCGCCUAAUGGAGAGAAGUAUACGUAUGAGUUCAAUCGUCUUGGAGGGCGUAUUCCGACAUUUUUGAUUUCGCCUUGGACUUCUAAGGGAUAUGUUGAGCAGAAGGGAACGGAUAAAACUGGUGCAACUGUUUCUUAUUCUGCUAGUUCUCUUUUGAAGACUUUGGGCUAUUUGUGGGAUUUUGAUGCUUUUACCCCCCGCGUGGAGGAUGCUGCUUCGUUUGAUCAUUUGAUUUUGAGCACUAUUCGUUCGGAUGCGCCGACUGCGCUUCCUAAUUCGGAGGCCUUCUGA